Messenger RNA from Peromyscus eremicus (cactus mouse), 4962 nucleotides. Its product is annotated as integrin alpha-X-like. Gene Ontology annotation, cellular component: external side of plasma membrane; integrin complex. The transcript has 30 exons. Gene Ontology annotation, biological process: cell adhesion mediated by integrin; cell-cell adhesion; cell-matrix adhesion. Gene Ontology annotation, molecular function: integrin binding. The record is from RefSeq and is a predicted model, not a curated record. Lineage: Eukaryota; Metazoa; Chordata; Mammalia; Rodentia; Cricetidae.
UAUGGAAGUGUGCGGCUGCCUCAGCCCCCUCUCUCCCCAUCUCAGUUCACUGCUCUGCCCUUCUGAGUCAUACCGACGACUUCCCUCCUGGCCUCUGGCCUUCUGACCACCUUUCUUCUCUUCCUCCCUGACUUAGUAGCUGUUUCUCAGUUACCGGUCUCUCGGAGCCCUGCUUCUGUUCCAGUCAUGAGUACUUGGACAGCUCUUCUUCUGCUGAUGGCAUUUGUUUCUUCUCUUGGCUUCAACUUGGACACAGAGAAGCCGACACAUUUCCAUGUGGAUGGUGCUGGGUUCGGACACAGUGUGGUCCAGUAUGAUGGCUCCUGGGUGGUGGUUGGAGCUCCAAAGGAAGUUAGGGCCACUAACCAAAUGGGUGGCCUCUACAAAUGUGGCUAUCACAUGGGCAAGUGUGAUCCUGUCCGCCUCCAGGUGCCCCCAGCAGCUGUGAACAUGUCCCUGGGCCUGUCCCUCACUGCUACCACCAACCCUCCCAGGCUGUUGGCCUGUGGUCCUACUGUGCACCACACGUGCAGAGAGAAUAUAUACUUGACAGGACUCUGCUUUCUACUGGCCUCAUCAUGGCUGCAGAACCAAAGGUUCCUGACUGCCCAGCAGGAGUGUCCAAAGCAGGACCAGGACAUCGUGUUCUUGAUUGAUGGCUCGGGCAGCAUCUCUUCCGACAACUUUAAAACAAUGCUGAAAUUCGUGAAAGCUGUGAUGAGCCAGUUCCAUCGACCCAGCACACAGUUCUCCCUGAUGCAGUUCUCCAAUAGAUUUCAGACACAUUUUACCUUCAAUGACUUCAUCUCCACUCCAAGCCCUUUAGACCUGUUGACCUCUGUAAGGCAGUUGAGAGGGUUUACAUACACGGCCUCGGCUAUCGAGCAUGUCACAACGCAGCUGUUCACUGCCCGGAACGGGGCUCGGAAAGAUGCCACCAAGAUCCUCAUUGUCAUUACUGAUGGAAAGAAGGAAGGUGACAAGCGGGAUUAUGGUGAUGUCAUCCCCAUGGCAGAUGCUGCGGGCAUCAUUCGUUAUGCAAUUGGGGUAGGAUGGGCCUUUCACAUGGCACAUUCCCGGCAAGAGUUAGAGAACAUCGCGUCGGAGCCUUCCCGAGAACACAUCUUCAGCGUGGAGAACUUUGAUGCUUUGAAGGACAUUCAGAACCAGCUGAAGGAGAAGAUCUUUGCCAUUGAGGGUACGGACACAGCAAGCAGCAGUUCUUUUGAACUGGAGAUGUCCCAGGAGGGCUUCAGUGCUGUAUUUACACCUGAUGGACCAGUUCUGGGAGCUGUGGGAAGCUUCAGCUGGUCUGGAGGUGCCUUCUUAUACCCCCCGAAUAUGAAGCCCACCUUCAUCAACAUGUCUCAGGAGAAUGUGGACAUGAGGGACGCUUACCUGGGUUACUCCACCGCACUGGCCUUUUGGAAGGGGGUCCACAGCCUGGUCCUGGGGGCCCCUCGCCACCAGCACACGGGGAAGGUUGUCAUCUUUACCCAGGAAUCCAGGCGAUGGAGGCCCAAGUCUGAAGUCAGUGGGACACAGAUCGGCUCCUACUUUGGGGCCUCCCUCUGCUCUGUGGACAUGGAUAGAGACAGCAGCACUGACCUGGUCUUGAUCGGAGCCCCCCAUUACUAUGAGCAGACCCGAGGGGGGCAGGUAUCUGUGUGCCCAAUGCCCAGUGGGAGGAUCAGGUGGCAGUGUGAGGCCACUCUCCAUGGGGAGCAGGGCCAUCCUUGGGGCCGCUUUGGGGCAGCCCUGACAGUGCUAGGGGACGUGAAUGGGGACAGUGUGACAGAUGUGGCUAUUGGUGCACCUGGAGAGGAAGAGAACAGGGGUGCUGUGUACCUAUUUCAUGGAGCCUCGAAACUGGAGAUCAACCCCUCGCCCAGCCAGAGGAUUUCAGGAUCCCAGCUCUUCUCCAGGCUCCAGCAUUUUGGGCAGUCACUGAGUGGGGGUCAGGACCUCACCCAGGAUGGACUCGUGGACCUGGCUGUGGGCUCCAAGGGACACGUGCUGCUGCUCAGGACCAGACCGAUCCUUCGAAUGUUAUCGACUAUACACUUCUCACCUGCAGAGAUCGCCAGGUCUGUGUUUGAGUGUCAGGAGCAGGUGACCUCUGUCCAGACACUGGGUGAUGCCACUGUCUGCCUUCAUAUUUAUGAAAGCCCCAAGACCCAGCUGGGUGACCUCCAAAGCUCUGUCACCUUUGACCUGGCCCUAGACCCUGGCCGCCUGAGUCCUCGUGCCGUCUUCAAGGAAACAAAGACCCAGGCUCUGACCCGAGUUAAAACUCUCGGUCUGAGCAAGUACUGUGAAACUGUGAAGUUGCUUCUCCCAGCCUGUGUGGAGGACUCAGUGACCCCCAUCACUUUGCGCCUCAACUUCUCUCUUGUUGGCUUGCCCAUCCCUGCUUACCAAAACCUUCAACCCAUGCUGGCUGCAGAUGAGCAAACGUACUUCACGGCCUCUCUUCCCUUUGAGAAGAACUGUGGAGCUGAUCACAUCUGCCAGGAUGACCUGGGCAUCAUCUUUGGCUUCCCAGACUUGAAGACCCUGGUGGUGGGAAGUGACCUGGAGCUGAGUGUGGAUGUGACAGUCUCUAAUGAUGGGGAAGACUCCUAUGGAACCACAGUCACUUUGCUCUACCCAGUGGGUCUGUCCUUUAGACGAGUUGCAGAAGGCCAAGUACUCUAUCGCGGGAAGGAAGAGAACCAACGGCGGCAGCGUGCCCUGCACCUCACAUGUGACAGCACCCCAAGCAGGAGCCAGGGCCUCUGGAGGACCAGUUGUCGCAUCAGCCACAUCAUUUUCCGCGGAGGUGCCCAGAUGACUUUCUUGGUAACUUUUGAUGUCUCCCCCAAAGCUGCACUGGGGGACCGGCUGCUUCUAACAGCCAAAGUGAGCAGUGAGAACGACACACCUGAGACCCCAAAAACCACCUUCCAGCUGGAGCUCCCAGUAAAGUAUGCUGUGUACACGGUGAUCAGCAGCCACGACCAGUCUACCAAGUAUCUCAACUUCUCGGCCUCAGAAAAGGAGAAGAGCAGUGUGGCCGAACACAGAUACCAGGUGAACAAUCUGGGACAGAGGGACAUGCCGGUCACCAUCAACUUCUGGGUGCCCGUCGAGCUGAAGGGAGAAGCUGUGUGGGCCGUGAUGGUCUCCCACCCCCAGAACCCAGAGCUGAUGCCCACCCCGUGCUAUCAGAAUAGAAUAGUGCCACCGCAAUCUGACCUCCCGACUCACAUGCAGAGGAGUCCCGUGCUGGACUGCUCCAUUGCCGACUGCCUGCACAUCCGCUGUGACAUCCCCUCCUUGGGCAUCCAGGACGAGCUUGACUUCAUCCUGAAGGGCAACCUCAGCUUCGGCUGGGUCAGCCAGACAUUGCAGAAAAAGGUGGUGGUCACGAGUGUGGCCGAGGUCACAUUCAACACAUCUGUGUACUCCCAGCUGCCAGGACAGGAGGCGUUUCUGAGAGCCCAGGUGAAGACAGUGCUGGAGAUGUAUGAAGUUUACAACCCGGUCCCUCUCAUAGUGGGCAGCUCCGUGGGAGGUCUGCUGCUGCUGGCCCUCAUCACAGCCGCACUGUACAAGGCUGGUUUCUUCAAACGUCAGUACAAGGAAAUGCUGGAGGAAGCAAAUGAGCAGAUUGCCUCUGACAACAGGACAUCAGACCCCCAGGUUGCCCAGUGAGAACUUACCUCCUUGUCUUCGUUGAACCUGCCCUCUUGAGAGGUUUCCCAGAUCUAUACUCUCCCCUAGGUCAUGCUCAAGGGCAAAGAAACAUCCUGCACCAGGAAUGCUGGGACCAGGCUAACUUUGCUCUUUGUGUCUUGUUUGGGAAGGGACAUUGUCCCUUUACUUGGAACUCUUAGGACAUGGUCUGUGCCAUGGCCCAGAGAACAUGACUAGGAAUUUCUCCCUGGGAAGAUAUGGGCAGUUCAGUGGCCCCUCCCUCCACUGACCACUGAUGAGCUUUCUGUGAUGAAGGGUGGAAGUAGUCACUCACCCAUUUCUGUUUCCAGUUCCUCCUGUCUACUUUCAGGAUGUUAGAAUUGAGUUCUGUUCCCAGGAGGCGAACUUCAGACAGCCUGGGAUGCUCUGUGCUUCCAUGUCAUCCUCAUCGCUAGUAAAAUAUUGUUAGUAUCAGUUUGUAGUUUUUGCUGCGACUCUUAAUCCAGCUUCCUCUGAAUUGGCAAGAAAACAUCUGUACGAUGUAACCACUGGCCCUGACUUCUAGUGCCAGUGUUGUUAGCUGGGAAGAACGGGGUCAUGUUCUCUCAGGAGGGACAUUGCUCCUGUACAGCUCCAGGUCAAAAGAGGCCUGUGCCACUUUGCUGUGUGACUUCUUCUGGGAAGACAUAAGCAAACAUCUGUUUACCCAAGAUAGAGCACUGACAAAAGACCAAAGAAGCCAUUCCACCCAGUCAUGUCUAGUGAACGCAUGAAGGAACUCGCAGCUCCGCUCCAGCUUGGUUCUCCUAUCUUACAGCCAACAUGUGGCAUCUUCAGUGGUAGGCAGGAACUUGCCAUCAAGUUCUAACAUGUCACCAACAACAGUGGCAAAAGACUUUUUCCCUUUGGUUUUUUUCAAGACAGGGUUUCUCUGGGUAGCUUUGGAGUCUGUCCUCGAACUCACUUUGUAGACCACGCUGGCCUCGAACUCACAGAGAUCUGCCUGCCUCUGCCUCCCGAGUGCUGGGAUUAAAGGCUUGUGUCACCACCGCCUGGUGGCAAAAGUUUUUUUUAUGGCUUUGGGGGUAUUAUGCACCUCUUUGACUAAUAAAUCAUAGGGAAGUAGCCCACUUUAUGGCUCCCAAGAAUGCCUUUCCCCACAAAGGCAUUGUGUCUUCAUUCAAAUUCUUUAACUGCUGUCUCACUGUUCUUUCAGAUUCUUCCCUAAGUCUAAAGGCAUCGAAGAUUAGCAUUAGAUAAUAAAGCAUUAUUUUCCCAGCCUGU